AUGCUAAGUCCCUUUACUUUCAACACUGGGAUUCUUUGUUCUGUCCUGAGAAAGUCUGUUGCGAUAAGGAGUAGAUCUCUCCAUUUGACUCCCUUGUUCUAUAAUAAUGCGGCGAGUGGUAGUGGUGGAUCUCUUCUGGGUAAGUUGAAUGAGAAGUUUGAUAUUGAGAAGGAUGAUAGUCCCGAUAAGAUGUCUAAUUUGUUAGUGAAUCAAGGAGAUGAAGGAUCUGAUGGUAAAUUGACCAAGAAGAAGAAGGAUUCCAUUACUAUGGAAAGUGAUGGAGAAUUACAGAAAUAUAUUAAGAGUUUACGACCUUCUGAGAAGUUGGCACCUCAUCUGUUGUUAAGUCCCUUGAAGAGAGAAAUUUACGAAGAGAAUUGUAAACUUAAUGAUGGGUUUUACAAAGAGGAGACGGUAGUGACUUUACCUUCCACGAAACAGCAAUAUAAAUUACAUUUAACUCGUAGGGAGAUUGAUGUGUUGGAGCCAUCCGUUUAUUUGAAAUCGUUUAGGAUCAAAUCGUCGAUGAAGAAGGCAACGUUAUUGCUAAGGAUGCUUAAUGGGUUGGACGUUAAGAAGGCUUUAACUCAAUGUCAUUUUUCUCAAAAGCAGAUUGCUCGUGAUGUUGCUGGAUUGUUAGAGAGGGGUAUUACAGAUGGUGAGAAGUUAGGGUUAGAUGCAGAUGAUUUAUAUAUUUCACAGAUUUGGACUGGUAGUGAUGGUAAAUGGUUGAAAAGGAUAGAUUAUAAGGCUCGAGGUAGAACUGGUGUGUUGAGACAUCGAUAUGUUCAUGUGAGAUGUAUAUUGAAGACGAAGAGUGUGACGAAGAAGAGAUUGGCUUAUGAGGCAGAAUUGAAAUUGCAGAGAAGAAAGCCAUGGGUUCAAUUAGCUGAUAAACCAGUACGUGGUGUGACGGGAGGUGUUUAUAAAUGGUGA
Molecule: messenger RNA, 936 nt
Organism: Naumovozyma castellii
Lineage: Eukaryota; Fungi; Ascomycota; Saccharomycetes; Saccharomycetales; Saccharomycetaceae
Gene: MRPL22
Product: mitochondrial 54S ribosomal protein uL22m
Exons: 1
Coding region: 1-936 (311 amino acids)
Source: RefSeq, a predicted model, not a curated record